AUGAAUCUUGGAAACCAAACUAUGGUCAAAGAGUUUUUCUUGACUGGAUUUUCCCAAAGCUUGCAGACGAGAAUCAUACUGUUCAUCCUGUUCUUAAUCCUUUAUGUGUUAACGAUUUUUGGGAACUGUUUUCUGAUCUUCACUGUGUUCACCAGUCCUCAGAUCCACACACCAAUGUAUUACUUUCUCUGCAAUUUGUCUUUUUUGGACUUGUGCUACUCUUCCAAUUCUCUUCCAAAAAUGCUGAUUGACGUAUUUUCUAAAAGAAGAAGAAUUUCAAUCAUCGACUGCUUGACUCAAAUGCACAUUGGUCUGUUUCUCGGAGGAACUGAGUGCAUAUUGCUAGCUGUGAUGGCGUAUGACCGGUAUAUUGCUAUUUGCUUCCCCUUAUAUUACACUAUCAUUAUGAGUUGGAGGGUAUGUCAUUGCAUCACACUCUUUAUGUGGGCUGGAAGCUUCAUUCUCUCAACUGCUCCGACUAUGGCAAGACCUCUCGUCUUCUGCAAUGACAACCAUAUAGACCAUUUUGCUUGUGAGAUUUUAGUACUUCUAGCUUUAGCAUGUGGUGACCUUUCCUUCUAUAAGAUCGCUAUAGUCAUUAUUAGUUUUUUUACUUUGCUUUCACCUUUUAUUUUUAUUAUAGUUUCUUAUAUUUGCAUCAUUGUGUCGAUACUGCAUAUUCGCUCAGUCGAUGGGAGAUCAAAAGCUUUUUCCACCUGUGCUUCCCACCUCACUGUGGUACUUAUGUUUUAUGGGACGAGUAUAACCAUGUACAUGGGACACACAAAAAGAUUUUCUUCUAACCUUAAAUACAUUUCUCUAAUUUACGGAGUUGUGACACCUGUACUAAAUCCUAUGAUAUACAGCUUGAGGAAUAACGAGGUAAAACAGGCAUUUCAGAAAGUUUUUACCAAGUAUGUUACAAAACAUACAGUAUGA
Bufo bufo (common toad) is the source of this 939-nucleotide messenger RNA. Its product is annotated as olfactory receptor 13H1-like. Lineage: Eukaryota; Metazoa; Chordata; Amphibia; Anura; Bufonidae. Bases 1 to 939 code for a protein of 312 amino acids. Gene Ontology annotation, cellular component: membrane. Gene Ontology annotation, biological process: G protein-coupled receptor signaling pathway. The transcript has a single exon. Gene Ontology annotation, molecular function: G protein-coupled receptor activity; olfactory receptor activity. The record is from RefSeq and is a predicted model, not a curated record.